This is a messenger RNA of Galendromus occidentalis (western predatory mite), 796 nucleotides long. Its product is annotated as otoconin-90. The record is from RefSeq and is a predicted model, not a curated record. The annotation marks the transcript as partial. Gene Ontology annotation, molecular function: calcium ion binding; A2-type glycerophospholipase activity. Gene Ontology annotation, biological process: arachidonate secretion; phospholipid metabolic process; lipid catabolic process. Lineage: Eukaryota; Metazoa; Arthropoda; Arachnida; Mesostigmata; Phytoseiidae. The transcript is spliced from 5 exons.
AUGUUGGCUCUCGCCAAAGCUAGGAGGGCGCUCCGCUUACUGUUAUCGUGGGUGAAGCUACAAGUAUUCGAGCAAGAACAUCGCGAGCGUGGAAAGUCAUUCAACAAUCUUGAGGAGCAUCUAUAUAGGAAUGAAUCGAGGAACAUAAUUAUUGCUGAUGUCCCGUUUCAACGCAAGCUGACGAGAAAGAAACGUUCGGUGCUGCAACUGGCUUCGAUGCUAAAGUGUGUAACUGGAUGCAGUCCGCUCGCGUUCCACGGAUACGGCUGUUUCUGUGGAUACAUGGGCGACGGGUCGCCGGUCGAUCCGAUUGACAGCUGCUGUCUCGAACACGAUUGGUGCUAUUCAUCGACUCACUGCUCGCAUGUAGCCACUUACUUUCUGCCGUACGAUUGGCAUUGUGGAAGCCAUGGUUAUGCGUAUUGUGAUUUCACAGGAUCUGCCAGCCCUCAUGCGAGCUGUGCCCAGCAACUCUGCGCUUGUGAUGCUGCUUUCGCCAAAUGCAUUUCGAAGUAUCCAUGUCCCGUUCGGCGGGCGAAUUGUAGACAAGGAAGAUCUCUCAUUCGGAGCAUAUUCGGUUAUUCCAUAAUGUCGACCCUUGAAGAAGCUUCUCUUCCCGCUUCUCUCCACAAGGUUGAAAAGAUACGAAAGCUCAAGACGAAGCUCUCGCUAACGGCCGGUAUUCACGAAGACCCUUGGACUAAACUUCCGGCUCUCCAUGUGAAAGCAGAGGUUGACCAGACGGAGCUCACAGCGAGCAGCAAAAAACUUCCCGAAGAUCCCAGCAUUGUCGUGG